AUGACAGUCCACAUUCCCGACGGUUUCCUCCCCCCAGAGCCACCGCCAAAUGCCUAUCUCCAGAGGAUCGAUUUCAUGACCACCGAUCCUCCCAUGCCAGAAUACAACAACAUGUUUGCCGCCGUCGUGCACAACCUCCUGACGGAGUCGGAAUGCCAGGAGCUGCUGCGCCUGGCUGAGGCCAGCACCCUCACCUCGGACAACCAAACGCCAACCUGGGAGCGCGCCAUGAUCAAUGCCGGCGGCGGACGGCAGAUCCUGGCGGUCGACAGUCGCAACUGCGGAAGGAUCAUCUUCGACUCGCCGGAGCUGGCGCAGAGGCUGCUGUACCGCCUGAUGCCGUUUUUCCGCGAGAGCGGCAUCGACCGGCUGGAGAAGCGACCCCUUGUAACGGGGCUGGGCCCUGCAAGAAGGGGGGAAGUUCUCCAGCUCUCGCGGCUCAAUGAGCGGCUUCGGUUUCUCAGGUACGAGGGCGGAGAGUACUUCCGCCCGCACUGGGACGGGAUGUACGAGACGGACGACGGCCUGGAGCGGUCGUACUUCACGGUCCAUCUCUAUCUGAACGGGGAGGGCGAGCAGGACCUCGAGGAGCUGAAGAAGGCGUAUGAGGAGAAGAAGAAAAAUGGCACCGUCGAUCGAGGCUCUCCCGAUGCAAAACUUCUCGGCGGCGCAACGUCGUUUGUCGAUACUGACAAGGACGACAGGGCAGUGCGCGUCUUCCCCAAGACGGGGUCGGUGCUUGUGUUCCAGCAGAAUCAUCUUGCGCAUGGAGGGGACGACGUCUUUCGGGGGGUGAAGUACACCAUGAGGACGGAUGUGAUGUAUCGGCAAGUGAAGAAUUAG
Rasamsonia emersonii CBS 393.64 is the source of this 843-nucleotide messenger RNA. RefSeq lists its product as uncharacterized. Bases 1 to 843 code for a protein of 280 amino acids. Gene Ontology annotation, cellular component: endoplasmic reticulum. The transcript has a single exon. NCBI's taxonomy places the organism in Eukaryota, Fungi, Ascomycota, Eurotiomycetes, Eurotiales, Trichocomaceae. The record is from RefSeq and is a predicted model, not a curated record. Gene Ontology annotation, molecular function: iron ion binding; procollagen-proline 4-dioxygenase activity; L-ascorbic acid binding. Gene Ontology annotation, biological process: peptidyl-proline hydroxylation to 4-hydroxy-L-proline.